Messenger RNA from Selaginella moellendorffii, 2582 nucleotides. RefSeq names its product protein SMG7. The record is from RefSeq and is a predicted model, not a curated record. Lineage: Eukaryota; Viridiplantae; Streptophyta; Lycopodiopsida; Selaginellales; Selaginellaceae. Gene Ontology annotation, cellular component: telomerase holoenzyme complex. Gene Ontology annotation, molecular function: protein binding; telomeric repeat DNA binding; telomerase RNA binding. The coding region runs from base 1 to 2439 and encodes 812 amino acids. The transcript has 9 exons. Gene Ontology annotation, biological process: nuclear-transcribed mRNA catabolic process, nonsense-mediated decay.
AUGAUUAUAUAUAAAACUAAGUUUUUAAUUAAGCUUGAUCAAGGUCAACCACAAGUUUGUCGUUGGAGAUCCCAAGAACGACGAGAUCUACGAGGAGCUGUGGAAGUGGUGGAGCGGGGCUACUCUCCAGACCGAGGUGAAAGAGCAGCUGGUUUGCUUGCACAACGAGAAGCUGACCAUCGCGUUUGGGAUGAUGAGCACCGCUCCAGGAACAGCGGUGCGAGUCCUACUGCCACACCGCAACCAAGCUUAUACUUUAAGCGCCAGAUCGUUGUGCGCGACUCGAAUCGCAGUAGUGCUCCUGAUCCCAAAGUCGUACUCGUGGCUCGUCUCCAGGAGCCCGAGGUGGCAGCACAGGCGCAGCCUCUAAACCCUAAAAUGGCGAUGGAGAAGCGCAAGAGAAAGAGACUGCGCACGCAAGAAACCACCCCGGAGGAGCAGCGAAGCCGACAUUCCAAGCACCGCCGCAUCGACUCCUCCCAGGCCGAGAGAGAUCUCAAAGCCAAGCUCGAGAGCAAAGACGCGGAUCUCAAAGAGGUCCACGCGCUCCGGGACGAUGGCUACGGCCCUCUCCUGGCUGCUCCUUCCCUCAGCUCCGAGAUCGAGAAGGCGCUCUGGAAAGCCCACCACGCCAAGAUCACGGAGUUUCGCUCCCAGAUGCAAAGAGCCGCCGAGAAGCAAAAGGGCGACCGCGUCGGCAAGAAGACGCUCAAGAAUGUGGUGGCGCCUUUGAUCGACUUCAUAGCCAGCAGCUCCAACUUCUACUCGGAGCUUGUUUCCAGGGUGAGAGUGAGGCAUGGCCUCGGUGGGAUCGUCUCGGAUAGCUGUGACAAGAGCUUGGACGAGAGCGAGGCGAGAGAGUUCCGCGAGACUUGUCACCGGCUGCUACUGCGCCUCGGGGACUUGGCUCGCUACAGGGAAGUGUAUGGAGUGAGCCUUGGCAAGAGGAACUAUUCCACCGCGGAGGACUACUACGUGCAAGCCUCGAGGCUUUGUCACUGCGAAGGUGGAGCGCAUGGCCAGCUGGCGAUCCUGGCGACCCAUGCGGGAGAUAGAGUUCGUGCUGUGUAUCACUAUCUGAGGAGCUUGUUUGUGAAGAUGCCGUCUCCAACGAGCCACAGCAACCUUCUCCUUCUUCUGGAGAGUAAGUCGGACGCCAUCGCUGAAGCCAGCCAAGGAUCGUCCAACUUUGACAAUCUCUUGAGGCUCUUCGAGAUCUUACUCCUGAAAACUGGUUUCGACAAUUUGCAGAAGGUGCUGGAUGGCACUCUGAACGAACUCGAGCGAUCGGUGGGAACUCCCUCUAAAGUUUGCGAUCCAGCAGAGCCAACCAGGGGAAAAGCUUUCCUGGGAAUACAGAUCGUGACGAUACUAGCGUGCUCCAUCGAAGACUUCCAUCUCGGCCUCGUCUGCAAGACUUCUCCGCCAAGGAGUUCGCUGCAUGAGACUCUCGCGUGCGCAUUCAAAGCCGUGCGCACGCUGGCGGCGAUCGGCGAUCCAACCAUGCUCCCGGCGCUCGUCAUCUUCACAGCAUGGCUCGCAGGCAGCGAGGACACCGUGCGGGCCACCGCAGAGUCCGACGAGCUCAGGAGGAGCUUCCUGGAUGCCUUGGAGCGGGCGGAGAGCUUCUUCCAGGCGCUCAGUGUCUUCUCAGAGGAAUCCUUGUCAAGGCUCUCCGUGAGCCAGGAGGAGCUCACGCAGGGAAGACGCGACGCUCUCUGGGAGGACCAUGAGCUGCAAGGCUUUGUUCCUCUCGGCGGGUACCACGAGUCUCUGAACUUUGGCUUCCACUACCUGGCUUGCGACUCCAAGCAGCUCGACUGGAAACGUCUUCGAAGAUUGGAGGCUUCCUUGCGAGCUCUCGCGGAGAUGGCAGGCUUGUCCAAGGAUACAACUUCCAGUCAAGCGGAAACGGUGUCCACAAGUCUGGGCUCGCUUCUUGACAGGCAGCUAGCCGAGCUCAAAGUUGAUACGGGCUUGUCGAAGAACACUUCUUCUAGUCAAGCAGAUGAAGAAGCAGCAAAUAUAUCGACGAAUCUCAGCUCAGCGCAGCUAGACGAUCUCAAGGUUGAUAUAGCAGGCUUGUCAAAAGUUGGAUUUCUCAACGAAGCCGAGGAAGCGGGAUCCACCGAACUCGAAGAGCUUCCUGUCAAGUUCUCUCCUAGUCUGGAAGAUUCAUUCUUCGCAAAGCAGUUUCUAAAAUCUGUAACUGGAUCCACCGACUUAGUUCUUCUUGAACAAGCACCGGAGUUUCCUGAAUCACUCGAGGAUGAUCAUGGUCAAGGCCUGAGGGAUUUCGAGGACGACAUCAUACCAUUUCCAGCAGGAGACGAAGGUGCCAUGGACAAUGGCAACGAUGAGGAUCUGCAAGACGAUGUUUAUCUACCCUCGCAAUCACAGGAAGAUGCGUUGAACUGGAGAUCGCUUAGCUCGUUUUGAGAAGAUGUAAAACUAAGAGAAACAGACAACGUAAAAGUAUUUUUAACUUUUACUUCCACUUUGCCUUGUCAAACACUGAGCAUAACAAUGUUAACUUUACAUUUGUAAUAUUGUUUUAUUCUUUUAAAGUAUAGUACAAGAAA